GGUAAUGUCGGAGCGAACAAGGCCGGGGAGCAGACUCUUACUUCUGCGGGCAAAACUACGGCCAGGAUCGCGGUUGUGGCGGCUGUAGCGGCGGGCGUAAGGGCUGAGGGUGUGGAGGGGGAGGCACAACUGGAGCAGCAGCGCGGGAGCUGCGUCAUCAACAGGAGCAACACGUCGAAGGUGUCCAUGCUGGGUGGCUGCGGCUGUGGUGGCUGACAAUUGUUGCUUCCAGUGAAACAGGUGGUAGUGAGGUGACCGAGGACACGCCGGGGCCCUGUUGGGUGGCCUGGCCUGCUCACCUCGUGCCUUUACUGCAACAUGCACAACGAACCUCACACAAGGCUCCCCCGCUCCUGAUGUGGCUGUGUGGAGCCCCUAAUCCACAAUACUGUUGCUAUGCAAGUCGGCUUCGCGUGUGCUCCAGUAUCAUGUGCAACAUGCGACACCUCACAAUGUUUCCUCCAGCUGGUGUGUAUUGAAUAUGGUGUGUCUGGAAAAAAAAUGUGAUCCCCUACUAAGAGUGGCAAUAUAUUCAUGGUGGCUAUGCUGAAUACUGGUGUGAAGGGCGAGUCGUUGUGAGAGGUGUGCCUCCCCCGGCAGCGUGGACGUGUCCAGGGAACCUACAGGGUGAAGGUGUCACGGGCAGGCUACCACGCCACCCCUUAACUACCAGCCUGAAUGUCGGCCCCCCACGCUGUCUCCUGCCUGCUUUCCCCCCAUCAGGGCAGCGACACCGCCAUGCCCCGCUGCUACCUCGUCAAGAAGGUCCCCCUCUCCCGCGAAGGGGGAAGCAAGGGGUGCGCCGCCCCCACCUCACCCACGGCCGCCGCCCCCGCCCCGCCCACACCCCCAGAUAUAGCGGAUCAGGAGGCACAGACCCGUGUGUACCACGAGCUGCGAGCAGCGGAUCCUUGCUUCACCUGCACCUUCCAGUAUUAUCCCACGACACCUGACCACGCCUACGCUCACGUCCAGCCUACGACCACUACCACCUUCCACCAGCCCUGCCUGCCCACCAGCCAGUCCUACCUUCCCACCACCCGCCAGCAGCCCACUCAAUCACCCUGCCUCCGGACGGGUCAACAACAGGCUUGUCUCGGAUCCAGUCAACAGUCAUGUCUCUCAACUAGUCAACAAGCCUGCCUCCCGGCCAGUCCACAAUCGUGUCACCAGAGCAGUCACCAGUCUAGCCAGCAGACCAGCUACCCAUCGAGUCACACCUUCACGCCGCUACACCUGCGACCCGUAGAAGAGACUGAGGCAGCGCACGACUUGCUGGAGCUGGCUCGAUCCGCCCCCGCUUAUACCUAUCAGCCUCCAACCCCAGCUUCCUCUUGUGACUCUCUCGAGGCGCCCUCCACUAGCUACUCGGAGGCGACGGUAUGUGACGGAAGUGAACCUCUGUACGAGGACAGCGAAGCAAGUCUCAUUACAACACCCACACCUUCCCCGGCAGGUAGCAGUGACGCCGAAAAUGUGGCUCCGACCUGCGCCCUCGGGCUGGAUGAUGGGCGGUCUCGAGUGCGGGUGGGGCGGAGUGAGGGUGUGCGGCUAGGACGCCACAAGCCGCGGUAUACGUGCUCGGAGUGCGGGAAGCACUACGCCACCUCCUCUAACCUGUCGCGGCACAAGCAGACGCAUCGCGACUUGGACUCUGGCAAUGCGCGUCGUUGCCAUGUGUGCGGGAAGGCGUACGUCAGCAUGCCGGCACUUGCCAUGCACGUGCUGACGCAUAAUUUGACGCACCGGUGCGGCGUCUGUGGCAAGGCCUUUUCCCGCCCCUGGCUAUUACAAGGACACAUGCGCUCCCACACCGGAGAGAAGCCCUUUGGAUGUGCCCACUGCGGCAAGUCCUUCGCUGACCGAUCCAAUCUGCGCGCGCAUAUGCAGACACACUCUCAGCUCAAGAACUUCAGGUGUAAACGCUGCAACAAGUCCUUCGCUCUCAAGUCGUACCUCAACAAGCACUACGAGUCUGCGUGUUACCGGGACGGAGCGUGUGGCGAGAUCUGCACCUCCCCCGGGCCCUGAACUAGGCCACGCACACCUGUAGACUUGUGUGUGGCCAGGCAACUGUACCUACUGUGGACCUAAAUGGCCACAAUUUGUACCCAUGGUGGGCCGGGGCGUGGCCACUAACCUGUGACCUGUGGACCUGUAACUGGCCAUGCCCCUUGGCCCACACGUGGACCUGUGACCUGAAUUAAGACUUGGCAAUAAGGUCGGGUUACCUGACAGGUAGAUUAGCUGCUCUUCCACAUAGCGUUACACGGUGCACUAGCAUUUAACAGCGAAAAAACAAAGUGCUUUAUUUUGCUCCUGUAAAUUUAUACUUUAAUCCAAUAUUGUGAUCCUCUGUGAUUUUUAUGUGGCAUCAUUUAGUACAUAGUCAUCACCAAAGCCGAGACCCCGAGCUGGUGAUCCGUUGUCUCUGAGGCUUGACGAGCCACCCUGGCGGCUUCCGACACUCUCCAAGCUAGUAACAACUUGGUUUCUUGUUCAUCAGGCUGCUACUGACGGUCACUGAAGCUUGUCAAGUCGAUGCCAAUAUUUUCUGAAGCUUGACAAGAUACAGACAGUUCAACACCUGAUAAACUAAUACCAGAAGGUUCACUAGCUGGCGAGGUUUGUGAGCUUGACGGGUAAGAGAGAGCAGCGGUUUCUCUAGGGUCGGGUUCGGUCACACGACGCGUUACAAAAUCUGAACUCAAGCUCGUCUUUUUUAUUCCAAGCUUCUUUUAUUAGCUGCAGGUGACGCCAUUAUCUUUUGUGAAGUGAAUUAUACGACUUACUACAAUCAUUUAUAUUAACAAAAUCCCAAAAUAGCCUUUUAGUCGGGCUUUUUGUAGAAGCAUAAAAUGAUUGUUUCUUUCACUUAAACACGAAACAAAUUAGUUUGUAACAACAUUAAUUCACGGAUCAAAUGUAUUAAAGGCUCAUUAAAAUGGUUUAUAGACUUUUAAAUGGCGAAGGAUCAAAUAUGAAGCUCACAAGAAAAAAAAUAUUUGAUUUAAUUCUUGAGCUGUAUUGUAUAAAAUUCUCGGAAUCAUUUUUUCAAUAGCAACUACUAAUCACAACUUGAUUUACCUUGAACUAUUGAUGAUCUUUACCAUGAAGUAACAUGUUAAAUGAUGAGAAACACACAGUGACCUUCCCCACCACAGCCACACAAACAGCGCCCACCACACACUAUAGCUCAGUCAUCAAACCUUCUCUCUGUUCAUCUUGUUAUAACUCUGACAGAAUAAGUCAUAGUAACACAUGUAUAAUUAUCAACAGCUAAAAUAGAAUAACUUUAUGGUAGAGUAAAGAUGAUAUUGUUAAGGCGUAGUAAAGCAAUACAUAGAGUGGCCGCUUAAUACUGACCAGCAACAAUUAAUGAUCAUGAUAAAAGAGACAAUACAUAAUUCAAGACGUUUUAAGAGUUUGUGUGUCUGUCUUCUUCACUCGGUGUUACUGUACUGAGUGUGUGAAUCUUGGCGUGACCAGAACAGCAGCGCCACGGUGGACAGAUGCGGUCACUGGUACAAGUUAACGGCAUCACGACGCACUUAUAACAAUAUGGGCUGACCGAAGUGAGUGUGUGUGUGUGUGUGUGUGUGUGUGUGUGUGUUAUUGACCGAGAAUUAUUUACAGGACUCUGGUAACCGAGAGUGGCACUAUCAGGUGUCUAUGGCACUCGGAUUAUCAAAAAGUAUGUGGUACUGUGAUUAUAAAUGUUGCACUGAUUAUCAAGUGUCUGUGACAUCUCUGAUUAUCAAAAGUCUGUGAUAUUCUGAUUAUAAGCGAUGCACAGGUUAUCAAGUGUAUGUGGCACUCUGAUUAUCAAAAGUCCGUGGCACUCUGAUUAUCAAAGUCUAAGCCAAUCUGAUCAUUAAGUGCCUGUAACAUCUCUGAUUAUCAAUAGGUUGUGGCACAGAGACACUGACUGAUUAAUAAUUAAUUCACUAAUUAUCAAGAUGACAGGGGCAGGCGAGCACAGGGUCGCGUCUACACAGUGUGGGCGGGCGUCUGGUGUUCUGUGUUGAGGUUGGUCACACACUUUCUCACUCUCACUUGGAUGUCUAAUAUCUCCAAACACUACUUUAAAAGGAUGAAUUUUGGAUUCUUAAGAUCAUCUGUCAUAACAGGACUCAUCUUAGCUGUCCGAAGUAGUUGUAAAUUACUUUGUAAACAAAUUACUUUGUAAAAAAACAGCUGCAUUUCAUAUUGUUAUACUGGCACUGUUUGAACUAGAUCAAAUAUCCGUGAUUAAUGCCACUACAAAAGGUAUUCGUUUGGAGUUUGAAGCACCCGGGAAGACAAAUCCUCAAGCCUAUUAGUCAAUCAUCGUUUUGUCGUUUCCUCAUUGGUUACUUAAUGGGUAACUUUCAACCAAUUAGGCAGGAAAAUUUAAUUCCCUUGCUUUUGGUUGGUAAAUGAAUAAACGGAUAUAUGUUUUAGUCAAAACUACAACGUUUUCGAUGAAUGCAGUAGAGUCAUUUUGUUCCAAACGAACCUUAGUUGUAAUAACAUUGAUCCUUUCAAGCAAUAAGCAUAGCAAUACAUAUAUUGUUACCGCAUCAUACCUAGAACUAGUAGGCUAAAACUAGAAGAUAAAAAAAGGCAAACGUAGAAUCUCCUUGAUAAGUUGUAAUCUAGAGUAAUUAUUUUUAUACAAUGAAAAUUCGGUGUUUUGUGUUACCUCUGAAUCAAGGCCGCUGGCGCCGCUUGUAAACAAAACAUUCAGACCCUGACUGCCAUGUUCCUUGGUCCAGACGGGGUGGCGUCCGCGUCACGCGCCCUCACCUCUCUCUAGCUACCCGCUGCUCCACUCUCUGACAACAGGCUACUCCUCUCUAAGAUUUUUCUGGUUCUCUCUGUUCUUCACAUCCUUUCUCCUUUCUUCCUUGUCAACAUCAUCAUCAUGGUCAUUACUAUCUUGUUCUCCAGUCCACCAUUUCUUCCUCCUCUACUUCUCUUCCUCGAGGGAGAUGAGGUUUCAAUGAGGUCCUGCGAACCCUCUGUUACUCGUAAGUUACUGUUACUCCCCACACCACAAACGGGGAAUUCAGUGUGUUUUUUAAAGCUAUUUCUUUGUGGUUUUACUCACACGCAGAUUCAACACUAGAGACGCACUUUUUUCUCUGUAUUACUUACAAUAGCGAGGUGGAAGUUGUUACUGUUUGUUUACUUUCUGUUAUCAUUAUGUUGUGAGCAUUUUACCCGGAUGUGGGUUUGUUUAAGGGAGGGGGGGAGGGGGGGUUAUUAGAUAUGUAUUUACAGUGAGCGACUUAACUAACUCCUACAUGGCACACAGAUGGUUCAUAAUAGUGCUUACUUUGACUAACAACAUGUAAACAGAGAAAGUGUUUAUGAGUUACAAGUUUUCAAUGAUUUACCGUACGAGGAUGAGGUGACUUGUGUUUGUGAUAUGGAGACGAGAAACAAAGAUGAAUCUGUGUGAGAUGAUUUAAUGAGAAAGUAAUACUUGAUACAGUGGUAUGUAAGGUUGUUAAGGAAUAUGAAAAAGGUUGUAAUAGUGACAAGUUGUAAAAGUUGUAAACAUUUUUGAUUGUGUGUUUAUGAUCAAAGUUGAAUUAGUAACAAUGUUCAGACUGUUGUGGGUUUGAAGCAGCCAUUAUGAUAAACUGUACUUAAAUAAGCUUAUCUGAUAAUAUAUACAGUAGAAGCAUAACUUAAAAGAUCUGUUAUUUUUGGUGUGAAGGGUAAAUUGUAAACAUUCUCUCAGUUGUGUUUGUAAUAAGGACACAAUUUGCCAAGUUUUAAGAAUAGGUUAACUGUACAGAUAUAAUAGAAAACUAAUCUUAAUUUUUGUACUGUAUAAAAAAACAAAAAACAAAUGUGAUUGAGAAAAACUGUGCAAUUUAAGACUGCGUCCUGUCCUACUUAUUAUCUGUGGCGACAACAUGGAACUUGUCACUCAUAACGUCGCAGUGUUAAUGUUUUUGUGCUAAAUGGAUAUGAAAGAUUAACUGAUGAUACUAAUUCCGGAAUACUUUUUUUAAUAAGGUUUGUAAAUACGGGGAUAAAUUAAUAGCUGUAAACGGAAAGUCGUUCAGAUCAAAACCUUGGUAGAUUAAGUUUAUAUACUGACGAUUAAAAACUGAAUUCAUACGAGAUUAUUUCCGAAUUAAGUUUAACGUGUUCUAUGUAUACAUAAUUAUUUCUUAUUUGAUGUCAUUUAACUGUUUUGUAGAGGCAAUCAACGAGAGAUUAGUGGAGGUUGUAAAUUGACUGUACUGUAUUUUGGUGUCGUGUGGCGGGAAGUAAGAACGGUGAGCACACACACACACAAAACGGUCUAUGGCGAGAAACGAUAAUGUCGCCGCCUCACAAUUUUUAUGCAAUGGUGGUACAAUGUGUUCGUAAUGUUAAAAUUGUAAAGACAUUCUCUGUGAAAAAAAAAAAAAACUUUAUUUGUGACUAAAGAAGCAGAAGUCAGGAUAGUGGAUUUGAAUAUAUUUUUAUCAGUAAGUUUGUUAAUUUAUGUUUCUGAGUCGGAUUCAUCUUGGUGUCUACGUUAAGUACGCCUAGUGUCUGAGGAUGGAAUAUUGUUUCAAACUGGUUGACUAUAACAUCCAAAAAAAGGACCAAAAUUACACCGAUUUUUUUUUUUUUUUUUUUACUUGGCACCAGUUAGCAAUAAAUAAAUAAAAUAAGGUACAGAAUGUUUAGGUAAAUAUCCUGUACAAUUUGUCCGGUAAUAAGUGAAUCUGUUUCGUUAAAGAGUGAAAAUUUGGGUGAUUUGUGUGUGUGUGUGUGUGUGUGUGUUUUACGAGGAAUGUUUAUCGUAGGAACCUUAGUGACUCCUGACUCUGGGGCAAUCAAUCAGAUUCUUUUUUUCUACCAAGUUACGCGUCUUGACUUUUAACUUCUGCUUCAUCCGUUUUUUGGUUAUCUUUGGUGAAAUUAUUUUUUUAUGGUGAACUCCUGGAAAUGUACCAAAAUUAUGUUAAGAAAUUGUUGAUUUUUUGUAAUUUUUGGUAGUAUUUAGUAAUUUAUUUAUAUAUGUAAACUCCCCAUCUACACACUGAUACUAUGAGAGAAAAAUGCUUGCCUACAUCACUAGUAUAACUUAAUAGCUAACAUAACCGUUCGCAUUUGACAACUAAAAAUCUGUUGUUGUUUUUUUACUCAAUAUUACAUAGUGUACAUAUCGGUUAAGAGAAUGUUUUGAUGUUUAGAAAGAAAGGAACACGACUUGGUUAUCUAACUAAAAGCCAAUUUAGACAAUGAUUUCUGCUGUAAUAAUGGCGCAACACUCGCGCCCCAACACUACUGUCCGUCUCACGAUUCAAAGUAAUAAAAUCAACACCAACUUCUAAUAAGAUCUGCGCUGAACAUAGAUAACUAGUUAACAAAAUAGCAAUAAUAGAAUAAUACUAUUUACUCGUCCGUACAUGUAGAAUAUUUCAAAAUAAGAAUGACUUAUAACGCAGGAAACUGAAUCGCAAUAAACAAUUUAUUUUAGGCUCUACAUACGAACGAAUAUGUGUAAAAUAAACCUAACCUAACCUAUCAUUAACAAUACAGAUACGAAUUAAGACAAAAACAAGGGACAAAUUUUGAUUACUAUGAAUUAUGUUCAGAAUUACGAAGAAUAAUGAAUCAUUUGUAUUAAUAAUUAGUGAAGAUAAGUUUGCCUCAAGUACUGAGGUUUUAUAUCCCUUGUUGAUUUACUUUCAUAUAUAACUUUUUUUGGUCAGUUGUAGCAGUCAUAGGGGCAUGAAUGGUAGUCCUGUUAGAAUGUUACUGAGAGCAAGUGCACGGCGAGGAAUGUUACUGGGAGCUGGUGCACGGCGAGGAAUGUUACUGGGACCUAGUGCACGGCGAGGAACAAUAACCCUGGAAAGGCCCUGACAAAAUUAGUGCGAAUUAGAUGACUGAUGACUGGCACUGAUCAUUCUUCCAUAUACCAAGCUCCUCCCCUCACCAGUACCACCAGCACAGUCAGUAUCUCCCAUCAUACUAUAGACGUCAAAUAAUUAGUAUUUUUUCAAGUUACAAUAACAUAAAAGGUGUAUCGUAUAGUUUUGUUAUACAGUGACGAGUUGAAGGCAAGUAUUUAAUUCUCUCUCACUUCACUACAUUACACUGAGCCCCACAAUGUCUAAAGUACAGUCCCCUUCACUAGUGCGUUUACAGGGGCUCGUCAGGUUUUGUGCAGUGUGGCAGCGUUGUGUUUGUUUACAUUCGACAGAAGGAAACUCGCAAUAGUUAACAUACUAUGGAACCAAAGUAAAACAAUAUUAAAACAAAUAUCUCAAUGUAAUGAUUUGUGGAAUGUUUAUAUGACGAGCCCCUGUAAACGCGCUAGUGAAGGCGACUGUACAUUAUAUAGUUGUUGGUUAUUUUAAUAUAGAGUAUCAUUCCAUUAUAUGUUUUCAUGGUUUUUAUAAGUUGUUUUUGUUGAUCUCAUUAGUUAACACAUUCGGCGGUCACAUAUGAGGAUUUAUCAGAUAUUUUUUCUACAGUUUAUUUUAGGUCACAAAUAAAGCCGGUGAAGAUUUAUAGAUACUGUAUAAUCGAGUGAUAUUUAUUUAUUUCCGAUUUGUAUAUUUUCUAUCUGAUAAUAUGAAUGUUUAAUAACGAUUGUAUAAUUGAAUAGUUAAGGAUGUUCGGGGGAGGAAGUGGCCUAGACAAGCUUCCGUGGAUCGACCGGGAUAAGCGAGUGGGUCAAUGUUUCUUUCUUUUUCAUUCAUAUAUUUUUUUUUUCACUAUGGAAUAUGAACUAUGAAUCAAUAACUAACGAACUGGGGUGUGUUUCUUGAGCUCCCUAACGACUGAUAUAUAUCAAACUCUAAAGAAGAAGAAGACACUUUACCCUACAGUCUAGCGACGUCACAAUGUUCUCAGGGCUAAGCACUCGUCAAAGCAGGGGGUCCUGUUGUUCCCGUGUACACAUCUCGUGUAUUCCGAAUUUUUUUAUUCUGUUCGGCAACUUUAUCCUCAAUGACAAUCUUUUUUAAAGGUUUUACAAAUAUAUGACUCAAGUCCACUGCAGGACAAUUUUCUGAUCUGCUUGUGUAAGAGAGCGAGGCUUGGUGGAGCUCCCGGUUCACGAUGUCUAGUGACCUCUAGCCACCUCUUUGUGGCCUCUGUACAACCUCUGACGACCUCCGUACGACCUCUAGCCACCAAUUUGUGCCCUCCGACGGCCUCACCGCAGCCAGCCGUCGGAUAAUUCCCGGCUGGUUGGUCGAUAAAGAAAGUAUCACGAACUGCUCAAGUCUGAACGACACAACAGGACCCGAAUGUCUUUGGAAAUAUUCAACUCGUGAUUGUGACUGAUUGUCUUGCCGCUGACGGAUUAUUUCUUACCAAUCUGACCAUUACGAGAAUUACUUAUCUAAUAAAAGAGGCUGGAGGCAAGGAGCGAAGAACUGUUGGGAAGACUAAGAGUGGUGUAGAGGCCGUGCGGGGCGUGGUCAUACUUGAUAAGGGGUACUGCCACCCACCAACAAAGAUCUGACACUACGUCGCUAGCUUUAUGCCUCUAGUAAGUUGCUUUUUACAUAGCCAACUAGGAUAGGAUCUAGGUCUUAACCUUAGGGAUCCAUUAAGUCUUUUUUUCUCUUCAUUACUGAUUAACUUCAUAGAUACUGAUAAGAUUAUGAUGUACAUAACUUUUAUGAUUGAUAUUUUAUUCUUAAAGGAAACAAUUUUGGGCUUUAAAAUAAUUUUCUGCUUCAAAUGUUUUUCCACACAAAAUAAUGGAAAUAAGCAUUUGAAAUGUUUCUCCUUUGGCAUUACUUAACUAACUCACAAU
This is a messenger RNA of Homarus americanus (American lobster), 9772 nucleotides long. RefSeq names its product transcriptional repressor scratch 2-like. Gene Ontology annotation, biological process: regulation of DNA-templated transcription. The record is from RefSeq and is a predicted model, not a curated record. The coding region runs from base 679 to 2031 and encodes 450 amino acids. The transcript is spliced from 2 exons. Lineage: Eukaryota; Metazoa; Arthropoda; Malacostraca; Decapoda; Nephropidae. Gene Ontology annotation, molecular function: RNA polymerase II cis-regulatory region sequence-specific DNA binding; DNA-binding transcription factor activity, RNA polymerase II-specific.